GUGGGGGCUCUUUGCAAGAUUAGACAGAGAGAAGCAGCAACUGCUAGCAAGGGGUAGAUAUGAGGACACCUGGGAAGCCAUGCAAUAAGUAAUAAAACUACACCGCGCUGUCAUUCUGUGCAAAUCACUUACAGUCACGAAGAAGUAUUGUAAAGCAGCUAGCUAGCUAGCGGUGCAGGAAGACUGGACUCGCACACAGGCCUCCACCAUGACAGACAGCAUCAUGAGCAAAGCAGCCACCAUGGAGAUCCCCAUCAACAGCAAUGGAGACACAGGAACUCUCCCGGAGGAUGACGGCCUUGAACAGGCUGCACAGAUUCAGUGGAGCUUAGAUGAGAAGGUAGGGAACCGCAGACAAACCAGGGAUCUCCAGCAGGUGAUGGUAUCUGGACCCAACCUUAACGAGACGAGCAUCGUUUCCGGGGGCUACGGAGGCACCACCGAGGGCAUCAUUCCCACCAGCUCCAUCAAAGACCUGCGUAUGAAGGCCAGGGGGAUUAGAAUCCCUCGCAGCCAGUCCGCAGCCAGUCGGAUGGCCAUCCGGUCAGAGGACUUCCCAGGGUCCAACCUGCACCAUAGCGGCAGCAGCCACUCUAUGAUGGCGGAGGAGGCCACCCGCGGGGUCGCCGUGGAGAAGUUUGACAUCAUGAAGAAGUGGGGCAUCAACACCUAUAAGUGCACAAAGCAGAUGCUCUCGGAGCGGUUCGGCCGCGGCUCGCGGACGGUGGACCUGGAGCUGGAGGCCCAGAUCGACGUGCUGCGAGACACCAAGCACAAGUACGAGAACAUUCUGAGGCUGGCGCAGGCGCUCACCACCCACUUCUACAACAUGGUGCAGACGCAGCACGCCCUGGGGGACGCCUUCGCCGACCUCAGCCAGAAGUCCCCGGAGCUGCAGGACGAGUUUGGAUACAACGCGGAGACACAGAAGCUACUGUGUAAGAACGGGGAGACUCUGCUGGGAGCCAUCAACUUCUUUGUGUCCAGCAUCAACACGCUGGUCAACAAAACCAUGGAGGACACGCUGAUGACCAUCAAGUUGUAUGAGAAUGCAAGGCUGGAGUUUGACGCCUAUCGUGCGGACCUGGAGGAGCUGAGCAUGGGCCCACGGGACGCCGCUGCCCUGGCCCGGAUGGAGACAGCGCAGCAGCACUUCCAGAUCCACAAGGACAAGUACGAGAGAUUGCGCAGUGAUGUCACCAUCAAGCUCAAGUUCCUGGAGGAGAACAAGGUGAAGGUGAUGCAUAAGCAGCUCCUCUUGUUCCACAAUGCCAUCUCGGCCUACUUUGCUGGCAACCAGCAGCAGCUGGAACAGACCCUCAAGCAGUUCAACGUGAAGUUAAAGCCCCCCGGGGCAGAAAAACCCUCCUGGCUGGAGGAGCAGUGAUAAAUUCUCAGGGUCUCUAAAGACUGGACUGACGGGCGGACCGACGCUGGGAUGGGUGGAAGGACAGACACACGCAGGACCGAACGACCAAGAGCAGCAGAUCCAGGAUAGAGCAGUGACAACGCAGAAGGAGAGCGAGGCUCACUGGCCCUCCCUUUUUUUAAUCUCUCUCUUUGUCUCCUUGUCUUUCCUGUCCCUUUCCUUUUUUCCCCUCGGCCUCUCCAUCUUUGCGUUCAGAGGAACCCUGAGAGAUUUUAGUUUACUUAGAAACAUUCCAUCCCCUGUAGAAGGUACUAGAAGGCCU
Megalops cyprinoides (Indo-Pacific tarpon) is the source of this 1691-nucleotide messenger RNA. RefSeq names its product arfaptin-2-like. Gene Ontology annotation, molecular function: phospholipid binding; protein domain specific binding. The coding region runs from base 209 to 1387 and encodes 392 amino acids. Lineage: Eukaryota; Metazoa; Chordata; Actinopteri; Elopiformes; Megalopidae. Gene Ontology annotation, biological process: regulation of Arp2/3 complex-mediated actin nucleation; intracellular protein transport. Gene Ontology annotation, cellular component: trans-Golgi network membrane. The record is from RefSeq and is a predicted model, not a curated record. The transcript is spliced from 10 exons.